AGGCGAAGGUCGUUCAUGCGCCGGCCACCUCCACGCCCUGUCCAGUUCCAACUGCUUUCUUCUUGAAUGCUCUUGGUCACGUUUGACUAUUCUAUCCACCACAUCCGGUCAACUCAUUUUUAUCAAACAGAAGUGAUCCAGUAACUCCUAUCAUUGUCUGUCAGCUUAAGGUACUCAUAGCUCCCGAAAGACCGAGGUAGAAGAGCUCAUGUCGUCAUGACUUUAAGCGAUAUCACCCCUGUCCCUGCACCAUGGAAGCUCAAGGGCGACGUCUACGUCUUCAGCUUCUGGGUACCCAAGAAGCAGGCAGAACACCCUCCAACGAUCACGUACUCUCCGCUUGAAGCCAACUCGGCCUUCAUACGCCCAGAAGGUAGCCGCCCCCUAGGCGGAAUCAGCAUGAUACAAAUCAUCCGUUAUACCGAAAGUCCUGUCGGUCCCUAUGAUGAACUGAUCUUGAGUCCGGGGUUUCAUGAGUACACGGUUGAGGAAAACGGCAAGCGCAUCAAGAAGAAGAAUGCAAGAAUCACGAGGAUAUACGUCUCGCAAAAGUACACGUGCUGGAAUGGGCGAAAGAAUUGGAACAUUCCUAAACAUCUAGCAACUUUCGACUGGGCAACAAAUUCAGAUGGGAGCACUGCUGUGAAGGUAUUCCCUCACGACACAUCGGGUGACAUUAUGGAGUCGGCAGCAAGCACCACGCCUUUCUUCCAAGCCAAGUUCAAGUCUGUCCCAUAUGUGCCAUCGUUUCCUCUCUCUCUCGAUGUCCUGAAAUAUGUUGGCUUGGACGCAACUCUCGUCCAGCCUCCACUGCCCAAGGGAAGUGGAAGCCAGGAUGAAUUACCAGGAACCGACCGCUGGUGCAGCAUUGCGCCAGGCCAAAACUCGAAGAAGACGAGUCUAGGUUGGUUCGAUAUCCGACAAGCUGAUGAAAAGGGCCACAUCAUUGGGGAACACGAAAACUUCUGGCCUGGACUUGGAAGGUGGCAGAUUGGACUAAAGAUGGAAGACUCAAUUGUCUCCUUUCCCGAACCUAAACAUUGGGAUGCGCCGAAAUCGGUCCUGUAAUUAAGUCUCAUGUCUUCAGGAGCGGGGAGUAAUGGGACAAACGCCUCUGAGGUGGUAGGAGAAAUCCAGAAUAAGUACCUUGGAUAUCGUACCCCUCAUGUAGGAAGACAGCAGCAAGA
Colletotrichum phormii is the source of this 1187-nucleotide messenger RNA. RefSeq lists its product as uncharacterized. The coding region runs from base 217 to 1068 and encodes 283 amino acids. The record is from RefSeq and is a predicted model, not a curated record. NCBI's taxonomy places the organism in Eukaryota, Fungi, Ascomycota, Sordariomycetes, Glomerellales, Glomerellaceae. The transcript is spliced from 2 exons.